AUGGAGUUUGAGGAGUUAGACUCGUGGACAGAGAACAGGAGGAUUCUGCGUGAUGUUGUAGUGAGGGCAGUUCUGAUGCCGUUCAUAUCGGUUUUAUUCAAAAUUGUGGUAUCAGCUAUUUAUUGUGCACACGCCGACAAACGAGAUUUCUGUACGCUGACGUUUUUUGAAUUUCUGAUGAAAGUUGUAUCGAAUUACGCUUUCGAUUCCUUACUUUUGGUUCAGUAUAUGAUCAUGUACACUUAUUACAGACACAUGAGUAAUUUGAAAUCCAAAGUGGUAACCUCUCACUGCGAUGCCAACAAAACUUUGAGAGUGUACAGGAACAUUUUGGACUCGGUGGACAGAAUCAAACCUGUGUUCGAUAAACUGAUUCUGACAGGUAUAAUCAUAGCCGUCCCUCGUUUUAUGACUACUGAAUAUAUGGUACUACACGAGGUCAAAACGCAACAAAACUGGGUGUUGCUGACGGUGCAAUACGCCGUCGUGCUGCAGAUGGGCAUCCUGAUGAGUGUAUCCACGUUGGCUGCGGAGGCUGUGAACACACAUGCGGACGAAAUAUCACUCACCUUGCACAACAACCUGAUCGGUACAACAGAUCAGCAGAAACGCUUCGAGAUCCAGCAGACGCUGGUGUACAUGAGCGCGCGGCCCAGCCAGCUGUACGUGUGGCGACGCAUUCCGGUCGACGCCCGUCUGCCCAUGGCCAUAAUUAGCGUCAUGACUACCUAUCUCAUCGUCAUUGUGCAGUUCACGCACCUAUUUGACUGA
Molecule: messenger RNA, 771 nt
Organism: Chilo suppressalis (striped riceborer)
Lineage: Eukaryota; Metazoa; Arthropoda; Insecta; Lepidoptera; Crambidae
Source: the annotation of a GenBank genome assembly